Glarea lozoyensis ATCC 20868 is the source of this 2853-nucleotide messenger RNA. Its product is annotated as (Trans)glycosidase. The transcript has 4 exons. NCBI's taxonomy places the organism in Eukaryota, Fungi, Ascomycota, Leotiomycetes, Helotiales, Helotiaceae. Gene Ontology annotation, biological process: carbohydrate metabolic process. Bases 1 to 2853 code for a protein of 950 amino acids. The record is from RefSeq and is a predicted model, not a curated record. Gene Ontology annotation, molecular function: carbohydrate binding; hydrolase activity, hydrolyzing O-glycosyl compounds.
AUGCUUCAAAAAUUUGUGACUGGACUUGCGUGGGCAAGCACUGUCAGCGGUGCGGCCCUCUCACGUAGACAGGCCACUAGCGAUAGCUGCCCUGGCUAUUCCGCAUCAGGUGUUGUACAAACUGCAACAGGGCUUACCGCGGAUUUAACACUUGCUGGCGCUGCGUGCAAUGUCUAUGGAAAUGAUAUCCAAAACUUGAAGCUUACUGUCAAUUAUGAUUCUGACUCCCGACUUCACGUCAAGAUCGAAGACGCUGCAAACAUCGCAUACCGCGUUCCUCAGAGCGUCUUUCCAACCCCAGACUCAAAUGCAUCUGUCUCUGCAGCAGACUCUGCACUUGAGUUCUCCCAUGUCGAUUCGCCAUUCAGCUUCAAGGUGACUCGCAAGUCGUCUGGCGAAGUGCUGUUUGAUACUUCCGCAGCGUCAUUGAUUUUUGAAGAUCAGUACUUGAGAGUUCGAACUUCUCUCCCAGAGAACCCCAACAUCUAUGGACUUGGCGAGCACUCCGACAGUCUUCGUCUAAACACCACCGAUUACACCAGAACGCUUUGGUCCCGUGAUUCUUAUGGAAUUCCUGCAGGAACUAACUUGUACGGAAACCACCCAAUCUACUUUGAUCAUCGCGGUAGCAGCGGAACCCAUGGUGUUUUCUUACUCUCGUCAUCCGGUAUGGAUGUCAAGAUCAACCGAACACAGACGGAUGGCCAGUACCUCGAAUAUAAUUUGAUGUCUGGUAUUCUUGAUUUCUACUUCAUCGAUGGACCGUCGCCAAAGCAAGUCGCCGAGCACUACAGCGAGGUGAGUGGUAAAGCCGCCAUGAUGCCAUACUGGGGUUUCGGAUUCCACCAAUGCCGAUAUGGAUACAGAGAUUACUUUGCUAUCGCAGAAGUCAUCGCCAACUACUCGAAAGCCGAUAUUCCUUUGGAGACAAUGUGGACUGAUAUCGACUACAUGUACGAGAGAUACAUCAUGACCACUGAUCCUGAUCGAUUCCCUAUUGCACGCGUCCGUGAGUACGUCGAUUACCUACACGCACACAACCAGCAUUAUAUCGUCAUGGUUGACCCCGCCAUGGCUUUCCAAACUAAGCGUGAGAACGAUCUACCAUACCAGACAUUUCUCCGAGCUCAAGAGCAAGGAAUUUUGCUGCAGAAGAAUGGUGCGGAUUAUCAAGGAGUUGUCUGGCCAGGUGUCACUGCCUUCCCUGAUUGGUUCCACCCAGACACACAAUCUUACUGGAACAAUGAGUUCCUCGAGUUCUUCAACGCCGAGACAGGAAUGGACAUUGACGCUCUUUGGAUUGACAUGAACGAAGCGGCUAACUUCAACUAUUUUGGAGACAAUCCUCAGGAUAGUGCCGAGGAACGUGGAUUCCCACCACGUCGACCUGCUCUGAGAUCUCAGCCCCGUCCUAUUCCAGGAUUCCCUCAAGCGUUCCAACCGGAUCCAAACUCGCCUUACGCACCAGAUGAUUACAGCUAUGCCCCACCUUGGCUUGCACCUCCUGCCACCCCUAACGAGAAGCGAUCAUCCAAGCGGACACCACUAGAAGCCAAUAUGCUCGAAAAUCGUCAAGCGAGUCAGGUAAUAGGGUACCCAAACAGAAAUCUUCUUGCUCCUCCAUAUCAGAUCAACAACGAGAACACUGUUGAGGCAUACGGAGGAUUAUCAAACUUCACCUUGGAUACCGAUAUCAUUCAUUACGAUGGCCAUGUAGAGCUCGAUGUCCACAAUAUCUAUGGUGCUCAGAUGAGCGAAUUUUCCCGCAAUGCACUUGAGGCUCGUCGUCCGGGUAGACGACCAAUGGUCAUCACUCGAUCUACUUUCGCGGGCAGUGGAAAGGCUGUUGGUAAAUGGCUUGGAGACAACUUGUCCACCUGGGAGUUGUAUCGCCAAUCGAUUCAAGGAAUGCUCGAUUUUGCAGCCAUUUAUCAAAUGCCAAUGGUUGGUAGUGAUGUCUGUGGGUUUGGUGCUAACACCACCGAAACUCUUUGCGCAAGAUGGGCAACUUUGGGUUGUUUCAAUCCUUUCUUCCGCAACCAUAAUGGUGACAGCUCUAUUCCUCAAGAAUUCUACCUCUGGGAUACAGUUGCAGAGGCUGCUCGUAAGACUAUGAGCAUUCGAUACAGAUUGCUUGAUUAUAUCUAUACUGCUUUGUACAAGCAGUCUACCAUCGGAACCCCUCUGAUCAACCCGAUGUUUUUCACCUAUCCCGAGGAUGAAAAGACGUUUGCCGUUGAGCUCCAAUUCUUUUAUGGUGAACACAUUCUUGUCUCACCCGUCACCGAGGAGAACUCUACAUCGGUUGAUAUCUAUCUACCCAACGACCUAUUCUACGAUUUCUACACCUAUGCGCCCGUUCAAGGUACUGGUGCGAUGUUGACUCUCAACGAUAUCGACUUCACCUCUAUUCCUCUUCACAUAAAGAGUGGCGCGGUUAUUCCAAUGCGCAGUGAGUCUGGUUACACCACCACAGAUGUACGGACCAAGCCAUUUUCUUUCAUCGUCGCACCAACUGCAGCUGGAGAAGCAGCAGGCGAGCUCUAUCUCGACGACGGUGACAGCAUUGUUCAACAUGAGACUUCUGAGAUUAAGAUGACAUAUCACGAGAAAAUGCUUACCAUUGAUGGCAACUUUUCAUACCAAGCAGGAUGUGACUCGCUUCAAGACGUCACUAUUCUUGGGGUUCAUACAGCUCCAACAGGUGCUUACUGGUCUAAGGGCUCGGAUGCUCAUGAGGUUGUUUGGUAUACUUGUCCUGCGGGAGGAUGGAAGCAUGAUGCUGAGAAGGAGAGUCUUACGAUUACGAUUGAAACGAAGUUGGAUGCACCUAUUAAGGUUAAGUAUGAGUAG